GAGCGCAGGCCAGCUCGCCCGGCCGCCCCCUGCCCCAGGCGCCGCCGCCGUGCUCUGGAGCCCAGCCCCACGCCCGACCUCCCCGGGCGGCGCGCCCCACUGCCCUCGACCCAGGUCCCCUCCCCGGCCCACACCCCGGGCGGCUGGCCAGCGGGACCAGGGGGCGCUCGGCACCUGGGCACUCCAAGCGAUGCGCAGCGGGGCAGCUCCAGCCCCGCCGAUGGAGCUGCUGCCGCUGCCGCUGCCGCUGCCGCCACCGCCCGGCGCGCCCUGCUCCGCCCGCGCCCCGUGCGCCUGAGCGCCGAGCUUGCCCCUCCUCCGCGCCAACUCCGCCGCGCGUUCCCCAGGCCGCCCGCGCUCCCCGCGUGCCUCCCGGGCUCCACGCGCCUCGCCCCGCCGAGGCAGCCUCCCCAGGGCAAGGGCCCCUGCACAGCAUGGCCCCUGGGCGGACAGGGGCCGGCGCCGCCGUGCGCUCUCGCCUGGCGCUGGCCUUGACGCUCGUGAGCGUCCUGAGCGGGCCCCCGGCCGCCGCCUGCCCCACCAAGUGUACCUGCUCCGCCGCCAGCGUGGACUGCCACGGGCUGGGCCUGCGAGCCGUUCCCCGGGGCAUCCCCCGCAACGCCGAGCGCCUUGACCUGGACAGAAAUAACAUCACCAGGAUCACCAAGAUGGACUUCGCUGGGCUCAAGAACCUCCGAGUCUUGCAUCUGGAAGACAACCAGGUCAGCAUCAUUGAGAGAGGCGCCUUCCAGGAUCUAAAGCAGCUGGAGCGAUUGCGCCUGAACAAAAAUAAGCUCCAGGUCCUUCCAGAAUUGCUUUUCCAGAGCACACCGAAGCUUACCAGACUAGACCUGAGUGAAAACCAGAUCCAGGGGAUCCCGAGGAAGGCAUUCCGGGGCAUCGCUGACGUGAAGAACCUGCAACUGGACAACAACCACAUCAGCUGCAUUGAAGAUGGAGCCUUCCGAGCGCUGCGCGAUCUGGAGAUCCUCACGCUCAACAACAACAACAUCAGCCGCAUCCUGGUCACCAGCUUCAACCACAUGCCAAAGAUCCGGACUCUGCGCCUCCACUCCAACCACCUGUACUGCGACUGCCACCUAGCCUGGCUCUCAGACUGGUUGCGACAAAGAAGGACAAUUGGCCAAUUCACACUCUGCAUGGCUCCUGUGCACCUAAGGGGCUUCAACGUGGCAGACGUGCAGAAGAAAGAAUAUGUGUGUCCAGGUCCGCACUCAGAGGCUCCAACCUGCAACGCCAACUCCCUCUCAUGCCCUUCUACCUGCACUUGCAGUAAUAAUAUCGUAGACUGUCGAGGAAAGGGCUUGACCGAAAUCCCUGCCAACCUGCCAGAGAGCAUCAUUGAAAUACGCUUAGAACAGAACUCCAUCAAAUCCAUUCCUGCAGGAGCCUUCACCCAAUACAAGAAACUGAAGCGCAUAGAUAUCAGCAAGAAUCAGAUAUCGGACAUAGCUCCAGAUGCCUUCCAGGGCCUGAAGUCUCUCACAUCGCUAGUUCUGUAUGGGAACAAGAUCACCGAGAUCGCCAAGGGGCUGUUUGACGGGCUGGUGUCCCUGCAGCUACUCCUCCUCAAUGCCAACAAGAUCAACUGCUUGCGCGUGAAUACCUUCCAGGACCUGCAGAACCUCAACUUGCUCUCCCUGUAUGACAACAAGCUGCAGACCAUCAGCAAGGGGCUCUUUGCCCCUCUGCAGUCCAUCCAGACGCUCCACUUAGCUCAAAACCCGUUUGUGUGUGACUGCCACUUGAAGUGGCUGGCUGACUACCUCCAGGACAACCCCAUCGAGACAAGCGGGGCCCGCUGCAGCAGCCCACGCAGGCUGGCCAACAAGCGCAUCAGCCAGAUCAAGAGCAAGAAGUUCCGCUGCUCAGGCUCUGAGGACUACCGCAGCAGGUUCAGCAGCGAGUGCUUCAUGGACCUCGUGUGCCCUGAGAAGUGCCGCUGUGAGGGCACCAUUGUGGAUUGCUCGAACCAGAAGCUAGCCCGCAUCCCAAGCCACCUUCCAGAAUAUGUCACCGACCUGCGACUGAACGACAAUGACAUAUCUGUCCUGGAGGCCACCAGCAUCUUCAAGAAGUUGCCCAACCUGCGGAAAAUAAACCUGAGCAACAAUAAGAUCAAGGAGGUGCGAGAGGGCGCCUUUGACGGAGCGGCGGGCGUGCAGGAGCUGAUGCUGACGGGGAACCAGCUGGAGACCGUGCAUGGGCGCAUGUUCCGCGGCCUCAGCGGCCUCAAGACCCUGAUGCUGAGGAGCAACGAGAUCAGCUGUGUGAGCAAUGACACCUUCGCCGGCCUGAGCUCCGUGAGACUGCUCUCCCUCUAUGACAACCGGAUCACGACUAUCACCCCCGGAGCCUUCACCACACUGGUCUCCCUGUCCACCAUCAACCUGCUGUCCAACCCCUUCAACUGCAACUGCCACCUGGCCUGGCUCGGCAAGUGGCUGCGAAAGAGGCGCAUCGUCAGCGGGAACCCCCGGUGCCAGAAGCCCUUCUUCCUGAAGGAGAUCCCUAUCCAAGAUGUGGCCAGCCAGGACUUCACCUGCGAUGGCAAUGACGAGAGCAGCUGCCAGCUGAUCCCACGCUGUCCAGAGCAGUGCACCUGUGUGGACACAGUGGUGCGGUGCAGCAACAGGGGCCUCCGCACCCUCCCGAAAGGCAUGCCCAAGGACGUGACCGAGUUGUACCUAGAAGGAAACCAGUUAACGGCGGUGCCCAGAGAGCUGUCUGCCCUCCGACACCUGACACUUAUUGACCUGAGCAACAACAGCAUCGGCAUGCUGACCAAUUACACCUUCAGCAAUAUGUCUCACCUCUCUACUCUGAUCCUGAGCUACAACCGGCUGAGAUGCAUCCCUAUCCAUGCCUUCAACGGGCUGCGGUCCCUCCGAGUGCUAACCCUUCAUGGCAACGACAUUUCCAGUGUUCCUGAGGGCUCCUUCAAUGAUCUGACAUCUCUCUCCCACCUGGCACUGGGAACCAACCCGCUCCACUGUGACUGCAGUCUGCGUUGGCUGUCGGAGUGGGUGAAAGCAGGGUAUAAGGAGCCUGGCAUUGCCCGCUGCAGCAGCCCCGAACCCAUGGCAGACAGACUGCUGCUCACCACUCCCACCCACCGGUUCCAGUGCAAAGGCCCUGUGGACAUCAGCAUUGUGGCCAAAUGCAAUGCUUGCCUCUCCAGUCCGUGCAAGAACAAUGCAACGUGCACCCCAGACCCCGUGGAGCAGUACCGCUGCACCUGCCCCUACAGCUACAAGGGCAAGGACUGCACCGUGCCCAUCAACACCUGCAUCCAGAACCCCUGUCAGCACGGAGGCACCUGCCACCUGAGUGAGAGCUACAAGGAUGGUUUCAGCUGCUCCUGCCCCCUGGGCUUUGAGGGGCAGCGGUGUGAAAUCAACCCAGAUGACUGCGAGGACAAUGACUGCGAAAACAAUGCCACCUGUGUGGACGGGAUCAACAACUAUGUGUGUGUGUGCCCACCGAACUACACAGGUGAGCUGUGUGAUGAGGUGAUUGACCACUGUGUGCCCGAGAUGAACCUCUGUCAACACGAGGCCAAGUGCAUCUCCCUGGACAGAGGAUUCAGGUGUGAGUGUGUCCCUGGCUACAGCGGGAAGUUCUGCGAGAUAAACAAUGAUGACUGCGCUGCUCACAAGUGCCGCCACGGGGCCCAGUGUGUGGAUGCAGUCAAUGGUUACUCGUGCAUCUGCCCCCAGGGCUUCAGUGGGGUCUUCUGCGAGCACCCCCCACCCAUGGUCCUGCUACAAACCAGCCCUUGCGACCAGUACGAGUGCCAGAACGGGGCGCAGUGCAUCGUGGUGCAGCAGGAGCCCACCUGCCGCUGCCCACCGGGCUUCGCCGGGCCCCGGUGUGAGAAGCUCAUCACCGUCAACUUUGUGGGCAAGGACUCCUACGUGGAACUGGCAUCUGCCAAGGUCCGGCCCCAGGCCAACAUCUCCCUUCAGGUGGCCACUGACAAGGACAACGGCAUCCUUCUCUAUAAGGGAGACAAUGAUCCCCUUGCACUGGAGCUGUACCAGGGCCAUGUGAGGCUUGUCUAUGACAGCUUGAGCUCCCCUCCCACCACAGUGUACAGUGUGGAGACAGUGAAUGAUGGGCAAUUCCACAGCGUGGAGCUGGUGAUGCUAAACCAGACCUUGAACCUGGUGGUGGACAAAGGAGCACCAAAGAGCCUGGGGAAGCUCCAGAAGCAGCCGGCAGUAGGCGUCAACAGCCCACUCUACCUUGGAGGCAUUCCCACGUCCACAGGCCUCUCGGCCCUGCGCCAGGGCGCCGACCGGCCGCUGGGUGGAUUUCACGGCUGCAUCCAUGAAGUGCGCAUCAACAAUGAGCUGCAGGACUUCAAGGCCCUCCCUCCGCAGUCCCUGGGGGUCUCUCCAGGCUGCAAGUCCUGCACAGUGUGUAAGCAUGGCCUGUGCCGCGCAGUGGAGAAGGACAGCGUAGUGUGUGAGUGCCACUCGGGCUGGACGGGCCCGCUGUGUGACCAGGAAGCCCGGGACCCCUGCUCCAGCCACAGCUGCAACCAUGGAAAGUGUGUGGCAAGCGGGAGCUCCUACAUAUGCAGAUGUGCUGAGGGCUAUGGAGGGGCCUCGUGUGACCACAAGAAUGACUCUGCCAAUGCAUGCUCAGCCUUCAAGUGCCACCAUGGGCAGUGCCACAUCUCAGCUCGAGGGGAGCCCUCCUGCCUGUGCCAGCCUGGCUUUAGUGGGGAGCACUGUGAGCAAGAGAAUCCGUGUCUCGGGGAGGUUGUCCGAGAAGCAAUUCACCGUCAGAAGGGCUAUGCAUCAUGUGCCACAGCCUCCAAAGUGCCCACGAUGGAGUGUCGUGGGGGCUGCGGGCCCCAGUGCUGCCAGCCCAUCCGUAGCAAGCGGCGGAAGUACGUGUUCCAGUGCACAGAUGGCUCCUCAUUCGUGGAAGAGGUGGAGAGACACUUGGAGUGCGGCUGCCGCCCGUGCUCCUAAGCCCCGCUGCCCGCACGCCACCCACCGCCUCUCAGACUCCAGCUUGGUGGGGCUCGGGACAGCCACGUGGGACCCCGCUGAGGUUUAGAAUGAAGGCAAGAAAGCUGGAGAGGAAGAGAAAAGAAGAGAAUAUUAAGUAUAUUGUAAAAUAAACAAAAAAUAGAACUUAUUUUUAUUAUGGAAAGUGACUAUUUUCAUCUUUUAUUAUAUAAAUAUAUCACACCAUCUGAGUAUAUGUACCAUAUAGUGAGUUAUUUUUACUGAGUUUUGUUUUGUGAUGUGUAUUUUUUGUGUUUUUAUAAACAGCUGUUUUAAAAUUUUAAGACAAAAAAUGAUAAUAAAAAUGUUUUAAACA
Molecule: messenger RNA, 5361 nt
Organism: Octodon degus (degu)
Lineage: Eukaryota; Metazoa; Chordata; Mammalia; Rodentia; Octodontidae
Gene: Slit3
Product: slit guidance ligand 3
Exons: 36
Coding region: 435-5006 (1523 amino acids)
Biological process (GO): negative chemotaxis; axon guidance
Molecular function (GO): calcium ion binding; Roundabout binding; heparin binding
Source: RefSeq, a predicted model, not a curated record